Contarinia nasturtii (swede midge) is the source of this 3275-nucleotide messenger RNA. RefSeq names its product alpha,alpha-trehalose-phosphate synthase [UDP-forming] (gene Tps1). Gene Ontology annotation, molecular function: catalytic activity. The record is from RefSeq and is a predicted model, not a curated record. The transcript is spliced from 8 exons. The coding region runs from base 444 to 2900 and encodes 818 amino acids. Gene Ontology annotation, biological process: trehalose biosynthetic process. Gene Ontology annotation, cellular component: alpha,alpha-trehalose-phosphate synthase complex (UDP-forming); cytosol. NCBI's taxonomy places the organism in Eukaryota, Metazoa, Arthropoda, Insecta, Diptera, Cecidomyiidae.
UUGUCGCUCUAACGUAGUAUUGUAUGCAAUACAUGCGUCGUCUUUGUUGUUUGUCUAUCGGCUAUAAUCAGUGAUCGUUAAUGUCCUUUUUAACAUCACGCCAAUUUUGCUCAGUUUAAUUAUGUCGCUUCAUCUAUAAACAUCGCAUAAUUAUUCGACUCAUUUAUUUCCUCGUACGACACCGAAACCAAUUUCUACUUUGCAAAUUUAAACUUUGCAAUUUUCAUUGAAGAAUUUGAAUCAAAUGUUUAAAGUGCUCGAUGAUCGAUUUUAAAAAAACGUUCGCAAAUCCCUUCGAAAGUUUGUUAAAGGAUUAAGAAAAGAAAAAAAAAAAAAUAAUAAUUGAACAUUAAACGGACAACAUUUCAUUUUUUUAAAGAGUGAAUUGUGUGCCAUUGAAUAUUUAAAAAAACAAAUUGAACGACGACACUCAGACGAGAAAGAUGAGUGAACCACAGAUUACAGUAACGCAUAGUGAGCCAAAUAUAAAAGCUAGUUUGAUCGUUGUAUCGAAUCGUUUGCCAUUUGUGCUGAAGAAAAAUCCAAAAACUGGUGAACUCUCACGUAGUGCCAGUGCCGGUGGUUUAGUAACAGCUGUAGCUCCGGUCGUUAUCAAAGGUAAUGGUUUGUGGGUUGGAUGGUCUGGACUUCAUUCAAAAGAACCAUUGACCGAGAUUCCCGAAUCGGAUCCCAGUGAUCAAACACCCACCGCUGGUCUCCGCUCAGAUCAAGUGGUUUGCGUGGAUGCCGAUCCUGCUGACUUUGACUCAUACUAUAAUGGCUGUUGUAAUGGUACAUUUUGGCCACUUUUUCAUUCGAUGCCCGGUCGUGCAUCAUUCUCCGCCGACGAUUGGAGAAAUUAUGUAAAAGUCAAUAAGCUUUUUGCAAUGAAAACAAUUGAAGCACUGGAAAAGUGUCACAAACGACGAACAAAUCAAAAUAUACCGAUCGUAUGGAUUCAUGAUUAUCAAUUGAUGUUGGCUGCCAAUUGGGUUCGUGAGGCAGCUGAAGAAAGAAAUUUACCAUGUCAGUUGGCAUUCUUUUUGCACAUACCUUUUCCACCAUGGGACAUUUUCCGUUUAUUCCCAUGGGCCGAUGAAAUUCUACAGGGAAUACUGAGCUCUGAUAUGGUUGGCUUUCACAUUCGUGAUUAUUGUUUAAAUUUCGUCGACUGCUGUCAACGGCAUUUGGGUUGUCGUGUUGAUCGUAAAAAUUUAUUAGUCGAACAAAAUGGUCGUUCAGUUCGAGUUCGGCCACUUCCAAUUGGAAUUCCAUUUGAUAGAUUCGUCGAAUUGGCCAGAAAUGCUAAAAAAAUCUUCAAAACUAAACAAAAGAUCAUUCUUGGCGUUGACAGAUUAGAUUACACGAAAGGUUUAGUAAAUCGUUUAAAAGCGUUCGAAAUUUUAUUAGAAAAGCAUCCAGAGCACCGUGAACAUGUUAGUUUAUUACAAAUUUCGGUUCCGUCACGUACCGAUGUCAGCGAAUAUCAGCAAUUGAAAGAAGAAAUGGAUCAAUUGGUCGGUCGUAUCAAUGGUCGUUUUACAACAGCAAAUUGGUCACCGAUUCGUUAUAUUUUUGGUUGUGUUGGACAACAAGAGUUGGCCGCCUAUUAUCGUGAUGCUGAUGUGGCUUUGGUCACUCCGUUACGGGACGGUAUGAAUUUGGUGGCCAAAGAAUUUGUUGCAUGUCAAAUUAAUCAGCCGCCGGGCGUUUUGAUUGUAUCACCAUUUGCUGGCGCUGGUGAAAUGAUGCACGAAGCAUUGUUGUGCAAUCCAUAUGAAAUCGACGAAGCGUCGGAGGUGAUUCAUCGUGCAUUAACGAUGCCAGAGGAUGAACGAUCACUGAGAAUGAAUCGAUUGAGACGACGUGAAAAAGAAUGUGAUGUUAACUUUUGGAUGCGAUCAUUUUUGAAAGCGAUGGGUUCGAUCGAAGAGGAUGAUGUGGGUGUGACAACAAUGCAACCAGUUUCAGUUGAUGAUUUCGAUUAUUUACUCAAUUAUAUUGGUUAUAAUCAAAAAUUGGCAUUGCUUCUCGAUUAUGAUGGUACUUUGGCACCGAUUGCACCACAUCCUGAUUUGGCAAUUUUGCCACACGAAACGAAAAAUGUGAUUCAACGAUUAUCGAAUCAUUCAGAUGUAUUUGUUGCUGUAAUCUCUGGCAGAAGUGUCGAAAAUGUUAAGAAAAUGGUUGGAAUCGAAGGAAUCACAUAUGCUGGUAAUUAUGGUUUGGAAAUUCUACAUGCUGACGGCAGUAAAUUUGUUCAUCCAUUGCCAAUGCAAUAUGAAGAUAAAGUUAGUGAUUUACUCAAAGCACUCCAAGAAUCGGUUUGUAGAGAUGGUGCUUGGGUCGAGAAUAAAGGUCCACUGUUAACGUUCCACUACCGUGAUACACCAAAUGAAUUAAGACAAGAAUUGGUGGAAAAAACUAAACAAAUUAUUGAAUCGUUUGGUUUCAAUGCAACCGAGUCACAGUGUGCUAUUGAAGCAAAACCACCUGUACAAUGGAACAAAGGUCGUGCAUCGAUUUAUAUUCUGCGAACGGCAUUUGGUGUCGAUUGGUACGAUCGUAUUAAGAUUAUUUAUGCUGGUGAUGAUGCAACCGACGAGGACGCCAUGAUGGCGCUGAAAGGUAUGGCCGCAACAUUCCGUGUCACAUCAUCGCAUAUUGUAAAAACAUCAGCCGAACAUCGUUUGCCAUCGACAGAUUCGGUGCUUACAAUGUUAAAAUGGGUUGAAAGACAUGUGAUGAGACGCAAACCACGUGCCAAUUCACUAACCUAUCGCCUAAAAAAGAAUGACGGUGUUACAAUGCAAAUGACAUUCGACAUGGCACGCCUGACCACAGCGAAUAGCAACUGCAGUAGCACCCAUAAUAGCGGUUCCGAGGACGAUUUGGUUUAGAAUAUCUUGCAUUCUUUACAAAUAGAAAGACAAUCUUACUUAAUCUAUGAAAAUGGGAUUAUCUUUGAAACUGUAUUUCACUCGAACGUUAAGAGUUUUAUGCAUGAAAAUUCCAACCAAAAAAAACCAACCGAAUCAUAAAAAAUGAUGUUAAAAUUCCACUCAAACUCUAUUUUGUUAAGUGUGUAGUUAAUGUUUAGUUUUAGAAGAAAAUCGAAAUCAAAAAAAAAAAAAAUCGCGUUAGAUUGUUUAGGGAUAGGCUAUAAAUUUGAACAAAUGUUUAUAAAAUGACGAUUUGAACAAAAAGAAAAAUAGAGAAAUAUGCAUGAAACGAAACUAUACGUAAUAAACAAAUUUUGAUAUCGUUUUCUAAAA